Molecule: messenger RNA, 1281 nt
Organism: Arachis stenosperma
Lineage: Eukaryota; Viridiplantae; Streptophyta; Magnoliopsida; Fabales; Fabaceae
Product: inactive protein RESTRICTED TEV MOVEMENT 2-like
Exons: 3
Coding region: 80-1198 (372 amino acids)
Biological process (GO): response to heat; protein complex oligomerization; protein folding
Source: RefSeq, a predicted model, not a curated record
CCAAUUCGAAAGGCUUUAUUAAAUCACAAUAAUUUUGUAAAUUAGAAAACAAAUAUAUACUGCAUAUAUAGCUAGAGCUAUGGCUAUGAGGCCAAGAACACCAACUUUCCGUACAAACCAAUCUGUUCGUCGUAUCUAUGAGACUUUGCAGCCCAAAUCAGAAAUGAAAGAAACACCGGAAGCUUUCCUUCUCCAUGUUUAUCUUCCAGGUUAUACAAAAGAACGCAUUAAAAUUACAUUCGUGUGGUCUUCAAGAAAGGUGAAGGUUUCAGGAGAAAGACCAAUUCAAGGCAAUAAAUGGAGCAGAUUUGAGCAGACAUAUCCUGUUCCUGAGAAUUGUAACCCAGAGGCACUUGAAGCCAAGUUUGAAGUUGGCACUCUCGUUCUUACGAUGCCAAAGAACUUAUCGGUUCCACAAGAGACGCUUAACACACCACAAGGAAAAACAAGGCCCACUCCUAAUAAAGCUGAAGAUGCAAAAUUGGAAGAACCGUUAAUGGGAAACAAGAAGGCACAGAAGGGUACUGAGGAAGCCACGUCAUCAUCAUCCUCCUAUAGACCUAUUGAGAGCCCAAAGCUUGAAAAUGAGAGUCGGUUAAAAGCGUUGUUCCCUCCAUCAGAAGCCAAUAGGGUUCAAGACCAAAUUAUUAAAAGACCGCCAUUAUCAGAUGAGAAGCCUUCAAAGCGUCAAAAGGAGGACGAGGCAAAGACGACACUAACAGCGGUUGCAAGAGAUUCAUCGCCGGCCGAAAAGCGUGAAGAUGAAGCUAGGCUCAAGACAAGACUAGCAGCUGUGAGAAAGCAAUUAGAGGAAAAAGAAGAAGAUGAAAGGCUCCCAAAGAAGGAAAAAGAGGUUAAAGAAGAAUAUGGGAAGACUUCUGAGGCAAGAAAGGUAAUUUCGAAUGAUGAUGAUGUGGGAAAGGGUGUGUUAAAAGAGAAAGAAAUCAGGAUGAGAAAAGUGUCAUCAAAGUUAGGUACUGGUGAUGAAGUGUCUUCAGAUAAGAGCAAACAGGAUAUGAUUGAUACUGUUGGGAAUGGAAUCAGAGAACUUGUUGCUUCUGCUUCUCUUGUUGUCACAAGAAUCAAAGAAGGGAAAUGGAAUGACGAAGAGAAAGAUCUAGUGGUAAAUAUAGCUGCUGCUUUUGCGGUUAUUGCUGGAUUGGGAGCUUAUGUGUCUUAUAGGUUUGUCUCAUCCUAGACAACCUAAAUUUAGCUCUACAGAAAUUGUAUAUGAUGUAAUAAUAUAACUUGUGUUUAUUAUCACGGCCUAUAAAACAAAAG